GGCUGGCACAGUAGCACCUGUAUCCUGAUGUCACAGAUCUAUGUAACACAAACCUUUCUUUAAUGCAAAACUGUGCGCGUCAUAGCUUAACCUACAUACCAUAAUGAACGGCCAGAGAAGACUGAGCAGCUUCCCAGCGACAAGCCCUGAACAAACCAAAGCCAAAGCUGAAACAAAAGCAGAUGCAAAUGGGAAAAGUAAAGAGAAAAGGGAUCACCAGAUUACUGACAGCGAGGAUCAGUCUCAGGAGCGCGCAGAGGACAAGAGCGCGCCAAAACGGGGAAGCAGGAAGCAACGGACUGAAAAGGAUAAAGAUCCUAAUGACUGCGAAAGUGAGGACAAACCUCACAAAACCCCAGCACCAAAACGGACAACCAUUCAUAGACCGAGUAAAAAGCAGAAGGAUCUCAGUCAGUCUCAGGAGAUCUCCGAGGGUAAGUGCGAAGAAAACUGCGCUUCGACAUCUAGAAGAGCUUCUGUUCCCAAUAACGCAAACAAUGUUGACGGGAAUGACAAACAAGACAGGGCGAAAAGCAAGCAACAGAUUAAAAAGAAUGACUGUGAAAGUGAAGGCAAACCGCAGCAGACAGCUAAGAGCAAGUCCGAUGAGAAACCAGCACCAAAACGACUGAGUAAAAAGCAGAGAGAUGCUUUAAGUUUUGACAAAGAAGCAGCUCUGGAGAGCCCCCAAAGCAAAUCGGAAGCAAAAUCCACAAAAAAUCCUGGAUCUGCUACUGAAACGGUUUUUCCUGAGGACGCUUCUCCAGCGGUUAGCGCGCGCAGCUCUGACCGCCAAAAGAAAAGCGCAAAAAAAGCAACUGCAACGAGAGGACAAAGCGUCGAUGACACACUGGGAAAGGUUCUCAAGGCAACUAUUGACAAAUUAAAGAUCAAGAAGAGCGAGCGGUCUAAUGCGUCCAGUUAUGUUAAUAACAUCACGGAUAAAGUCAUUACACACCUGAAACAAAACUUGACCUGGUGUGAACACAUCGAGAGGUUACGAACUGGAAGUUAUUAUGAAAACCUCAAGAUUUGUGAACCAGAUGAAUUUGAUGUGAUGCUGACUAUUCCUGUGGAGCGAGUGGACAUUCAGAAGUUUGAUACGGCCGGAGCGUUUUACAGUGUUGCAUUGAAAAGACAUUCGAAGAAGCAUGCUCUGGACAGAUUCCUAAAAGAAGACAAGACCAUUCAGGCCAGUGAAAUGCUGAUUGAAUUCAGAGAUGCCGUCAAGGAGGCUGUGGAGAAACUCCCAUACCAAAUUAAUGUACAGCGAAAAAAGCCAAGAUGCCCUGCAGUGACGCUGGAAGUAAAAAUGAAAGAAAAUGGAAAGACUAUUUACAUCGACUUCGUUCUUGGUCUUAAGGUUCAUUGUGCAAGCUGGCCAGACUUUACAAAAGAUGGCUUCGAAAUAGAAAACUGGCUUGGUAAAAAGGAGAAAGAUAAUAUGAAGCGUCAACCAUUCUAUCUGGUUCCUAAAUAUGAGGGAAAGGGAAACGCAGAGCAUGAUGGACUGGUUGCAAAAGAUGCCUGGCGAAUUUCUUUUUCACACGUCGAAAAAGAAAUUUUGAAAAGGCAUGGUCAGUCCAAGACAUGCUGUGAGGUCGUUGGACAGAAAUGUUGCCGGAAGGAGUGUCUAAAGCUACUGAAGUAUCUUCUUCAACAGCUCGAAGAGGAUGAGUCCAAAUCCAGUAAGAUGGCCAGCUUCUGCUCCUAUCAUGCAAAGACCACCCUUCUCCAUGCUUGUGCUACAAGGGGGACCGACAGCGAGUGGGCAGACAGUCAGCUGGCCGACUGCUUCAAGCAGCUUUUAGGAGACUUUGUGCAACACCUGAGAAAACGGCAUCUCCCUAACUUUUUCAUUCCAUCCCAUAAUCUCUUACAACAAGCCUCCCCGAGUAGCUGUGAUUUCCUGGCAAAUGAAAUUGAAUUCCAGCUAGAUAAGAGAUUUCCUAUUUUCAGUUAAUUCUGAUUUUCUGUUUAUUGUAUUCAUGCAUGUUUUGUUAUUUCAUCUUAACAGACGAUCAUUGCUUAAUACCAUUUAGUAACACAUAUACCAGAUAGUUUUAUCGGUUUUUAUUUGAUAUACAUUCAACUGAACAAGAUUGUUACAUCAUCUACAGUUGGGGGUAUUUUACCUCAAUUUCUCAAUCAGUGUAGAUAAAAAACAACUUAAAUACUAAACUGGGGGGGGGGGGGUAUUAAAAUAAAUAAAUGCAUAUGAAAUGAAUAAGAGUUUCUUAAACCUAACAUAACUUAUACGGCCAAUUAAAAGGACUUCACAGGUCAAAUGAGAGGAUGAACGUGAACUCCAGUGAGUAUAUUCAUAGUUACAUCAACCUGAAAGAUACAAUUAAAGAUCAAUACUACUGCUGGUACAACAGAUACAAAUUUGGGUUGGAACAUCUGGUAAACAUUGAGAAAUUUUGGUUGAAUCAUGGAUAAUUUUAAUUAAUCUUAAAUUUGUUGUGAAGUAAAGUAAAACAUUUCCGUCUGUCUGAUGUUACUGAAACUAUGUAAAACUAAAUAAAUUAAUGCAACAAAUAUUACCUCACAAGCGUUCAUCAGAACCGCCGAUCUGAGUCUAAAACUACCUCUCUGUCCUCCUCUGGGUGCAAACAUUUUUUUCUCCCUCUGGUGCUUUUCGUAACUUUCCACCAUCAGUACCAGUUCUUCUGGUACAUCUUAAAGAAAGGACAAAUGCUUCCAUUUAACCGAAUUCUCUAUUAGGAUGCUGUGUACAUAUAUAGUAGUAAACAUACUAAAGACAAUCUCAACAUUUCAUGGAAUGAGGCAUUAUUCUCUAUAGUAUACAUAAAGCAAAUUACUUUUUGUUACAAUGUGUAAGACCUUUUACUGGCAGAAGGUGGU
Carassius gibelio (silver crucian carp) is the source of this 2868-nucleotide messenger RNA. Its product is annotated as cyclic GMP-AMP synthase-like. Gene Ontology annotation, molecular function: double-stranded DNA binding; 2',3'-cyclic GMP-AMP synthase activity; chromatin binding. Bases 104 to 1963 code for a protein of 619 amino acids. The transcript is spliced from 5 exons. NCBI's taxonomy places the organism in Eukaryota, Metazoa, Chordata, Actinopteri, Cypriniformes, Cyprinidae. Gene Ontology annotation, cellular component: nucleus; site of double-strand break; cytosol. The record is from RefSeq and is a predicted model, not a curated record. Gene Ontology annotation, biological process: positive regulation of type I interferon production; paracrine signaling; DNA damage response.